This is a messenger RNA of Chara braunii, 504 nucleotides long. NCBI's taxonomy places the organism in Eukaryota, Viridiplantae, Streptophyta, Charophyceae, Charales, Characeae. The record is from the annotation of a GenBank genome assembly.
ACUGUCAUAGUUACUCCCGCCAUUAUAAAGAUGACGAUGACGAGGCUGAGGUGGAGGAGGAGGAGGAAGGAAGAGGCAAUGGAGGAGGACGAAGAGAACGGGGAGGUGAUAGAAGAGGAAGAAGAGGAGGAGGAGGAGGAGGUGGAAGAGGAGGAGGUGGAAGAGGAAGAGGGGGAAGAGGAAGAGGAGGAGGGGGAGGCGGAGGACAAGGAAGAGGAAGAGGAGAAGGCGAUGGAGGGAGGAAGAGGAGGAGGAGUAGUAGUAGGAGGAGGAGAAUGAGGAGGAGGAGAAAGAGGCAAUGGAGAAUGAGGAAGAGGAGGAAAAGAAGGAGGAGAACGAGAGGAGGAGGACUACGCCAGAGUAGCGGCUGACUUCCCUCACCUCCGCCUUUUUUGUGUUUUUUUUCAAUCAAUUGGUUGGUUCCUCUCCCCUCCACCUUUUUUUUUUCAAUCAAUCAAUCAAUCAAUCAAUCAAUCAAUCAAUCAAUCAAUCAAUCAAUUGAUC